Monopterus albus (swamp eel) is the source of this 1481-nucleotide messenger RNA. RefSeq names its product RAS-like, family 12 (gene rasl12). Bases 23 to 976 code for a protein of 317 amino acids. Gene Ontology annotation, molecular function: GTP binding; GTPase activity. Lineage: Eukaryota; Metazoa; Chordata; Actinopteri; Synbranchiformes; Synbranchidae. The record is from RefSeq and is a predicted model, not a curated record. The transcript has 5 exons.
GGUUUGAAGUCUUUUUCCUAAAAUGGAGAGGUCAGAACAUGAGUUGCAUAUGGGAAUGUUUUUCUUCUCUCCUGGGAGCAGCAGAAGCACAGUAUCCACAACACAGCCUUUACAGUCAUGUUACCAGUCCACUUGGAUCUGUCGGGGACACUAUGUCUUCAUUAAUGGACACUCAUCUGCAAGAAAAACAAACAAACAUGUAUCUGAAGCAGUUUGUCGGAGGAUCAUAACCAUGUCUCUGAUGUUUGGGAAGGUGAAGACGUGUAACUCUGCUGAGUGUAACCUGGUGCUUCUCGGUGUGAUGGGUGUUGGAAAAUCAGCAUUGGCAGUGAAAUUCCUCACAAAGCGCUUCAUCAGUGAAUAUGACCCCCAUCUAGAGGAUAUCUACUCAUCUGAAGAGACUGUGGACCAGCAGUCAGUCACCGUGAGACUGAUGGACACCUGUGACCAGGAGGGUCCAGUGAACAGUGAGCGUUAUCUGUUAUGGGCCAAUGCCUUCCUUGUGGUCUACAGCAUUGACAACACUGAGAGCUUUAAAGGCAGCCAGCUGUACCUGCAGACACUCGCCCUGCACAGCAAAACCUUCAAGCCUCAAUCUCCCAUCAUCCUGCUGGGCAACAAGCUGGACAUGGACAGAUACAGACAGGUGAGUCGGUGUGACGGUGAGGCCCUGGCAUCUCGUUUUGGCUGUUUGUUCUUUGAGGUGUCGGCCUGUUUCGACUUUCUGUCUGUGCAGCAUGUCUUCUAUGAGGCAGUGAGGAGGGCAAGGUGUGGAGGGGAGCGUAGUCGCCUGGUGCCAGCUGUCUGCGUCAGUGAGGACAAGGCGCUGCUCAGUGCCCCCUUCUUCACCACUCCCUGGCACAAGGAGCUACCGGCCCCUGCCACUGCCAGGCUGGUGACUGUGAAGGCAUCCAGAGCUCAGAGCAAACGGAAGGCUGCCACACUCACUCUGCUCAAAGGCUUCAAGAUCUUCUGACACCCUCUGAUCCCCCACCCCCCUUAUGAGAUAACAUUGUGGACAGCCGGACAGUUUGCAGACAACUGGCAAAUUAAAGGAAAACCCUGAAAAAAUUAAAUCAAAAGAAAUACACAAGCUUCUCUGAACAAUUUGCUGAGUGAAAGCGAUAUGAAUCACAUCCAGCAUGUUGGGCAAUGCUCUCCACCUCCAUCCUGGAAUACUAAGUGUGAAGUAUCUGUGGACGAAUGCUGUUCAGUUGAAGAUGUUUGAGAAGGCUUCAUCAUUUACUAACACACUUUAUUUGUCAUCCAUAUUAGCACUGGGUGUCAAAAUAUUUUUGGGAAUCUCAUGAUUCAGAAUGGAUUCUUGGAUCAAAACCAAGAAGUGAAGCUGCUGAUCUUGACAAAAAUCACCGUCUUAAUCAAGAGAAAAUAUCAAAAAGAGAGUGAGAGUAUAGUACAUCUUAAAAAUGAACUGCAUUCAUUUGUAAUCAUUUUACAGUCUUAUGCAUGUGUAAGAAUAA